Stylophora pistillata is the source of this 1450-nucleotide messenger RNA. RefSeq lists its product as uncharacterized. The record is from RefSeq and is a predicted model, not a curated record. Gene Ontology annotation, molecular function: ubiquitin protein ligase activity; protein binding. NCBI's taxonomy places the organism in Eukaryota, Metazoa, Cnidaria, Anthozoa, Scleractinia, Pocilloporidae. Gene Ontology annotation, biological process: protein polyubiquitination; proteasome-mediated ubiquitin-dependent protein catabolic process.
AAUUUAAAAAGAAAGGUUAUACACAUGUAAAACACCUCGACUUAAUGGCGAGUGUGUUUGAGGAAAGAAGGGAAAUUAUCUUCAGUGUCUAUCACGUAAAUCGUGUCAUCUACGAUGUCACGCGAACGAUUGGUGAAGACGCACACUUUUUGAUCUGGCCUCCUAUUGAUACUGGAGAAAACAAAAUCAGUCCAUUGUAUGACGCAAGAGUAAGUAAAGUACUACUUAAACAAAGUAUGGAGUAUUGUUGUGUUAAACCAUGGUCAUUAGGUCAGGAAGGCGAAAAGGAGCACAAGCUGAAGAGUCCGAGGGGUAUCGCUACAAACUCCGGCGGAGAAUUCAUUGUCGGGGAAUGGCAGGAUGGUUGUGUGAAGGUGUUUGACAGCAGCGGCAAGUUUGUUAAACAUUUCAGUCUCCCUAACGAUGAUGUAAAUACAAUGUUAUAUAUUCACGAUGUCGCCACAGACACGAACGACAACAUCUUUGUGCUGACCGAACUGACCGGUCGGAGCAUCUAUCCACUGUCUAUAUAUUGCUGGAUUUAUAAACUUACGAAAACCGGUGACCCGUAUCACCGGUUUCGUCUGAGGACAGAGGACGUGGGCGAGUACACAGGACUGUCAGUGACUGACACGGGAAAAGUACUGACAGGAGGAACUAUCAAGACAACAGGAUUAAUGGAGGACUGGGGCUGGUACACAGGACUGUCAGUGAGUGACACGGGAAAAGUACUGACAGGAGGAAUGGAGGUAGAGGAGUAUGACAGUAAUGGAGAGUUUGUUCGCAGUUUUGGCGAAGGAGUAGUGAACUAUGUAACGGAUGUCACUGUCGCUACUGAUGGCCGUGUUAUGGUAAUGUACAGAGAUGAUUUCUGGGUUUACAUAUUCAGUGAACACGGUGACUAUCUUAACAAAUUUAAACUGCAAAGAAAUGACUAUAACGACACGAGCAUUACAUUUCACCGAACAGGUGAACAUGUCGUCAUCGCUGGUGUUAGAGAAGAGAAAGAACUCCUGCAGGUUGAGAUAUACAGCAAAGAUGGUGAGUUUGUGCGUAGUGUAGAAAUCCAAAUUGAUGGGAGCUAUUCCGUAACAGGGAUUACAGUGACUACUGAGGGACACAUUGCUGUUGCUGUAGGUACUAAACUAGGUUGGAAGGUAUUAGUUUUUUAAACUGCUGUUUUGAUGUUUUCCUGUUAUUGGGAAUGUGUAGGGACUUUUAGGGUAAGCAUCACAAUUCUCCAUCAUGGCUCUUAUUCGCAGCAUAUUCUCAUAGCUACAAUCAGCGUCAAGAUUAGUUUACUCAUGAUGUUUAAGAAUUAAGAGUUAUGUGUAGAAAAACAGUCCUGUUUCUACCGCACUCUAAAUCAUCAACAGACCCCCUCCCCCAUUCAAUGUUUGCUAAAAGUUCAUGGAAUCACGAUACACCAUCUCUUUUUUUUUGGGGGGGG